ACCCCAGAGUCUUGGCCUCUAGGAGGUAGGGACGGGAGGCCGGGGCAGCCCAGAGGACUCUGUCCACAGUGUAGAUGAGGACGCGCUGGCUCAUGUCCCGCAGGGAUGUAGAGGGCAGCCUCAGGGGCACCGGGCGCUCCCGGCACCAUGGAUGACGCUGCCGUCCUCAAGCGACGAGGCUACAUCAUGGGGAUCAAUUUGGGAGAGGGCUCCUACGCCAAAGUCAAAUCCGCUUACUCUGAGCGCCUCAAGUUCAACGUGGCGGUCAAGAUCAUCGACCGCAAGAAAGCCCCCAUGGACUUCCUGGAGAAAUUCCUUCCCCGGGAAAUUGAGAUUCUGGCCAUGCUAAACCACCGCUCCAUCAUCAAGACCUAUGAGAUCUUCGAGACGUCAGACGGCAAGGUCUACAUCGUCAUGGAACUCGGGGUCCAGGGCGACCUCCUUGAGUUCAUCAAGACCCGGGGGGCCCUGCAGGAAGACGACGCUCGCAAGAAGUUCCACCAGCUGUCCUCGGCCAUCAAAUACUGCCACGACCUGGACGUCGUCCACCGAGACCUCAAGUGCGAGAACCUUCUCCUCGACAAGGACUUCAACAUCAAGCUGUCCGACUUUGGCUUCUCCAAGCGCUGCCUGCGGGACGACAGCGGCCGGCUGACGCUGAGCAAGACCUUCUGCGGGUCGGCGGCGUACGCGGCCCCCGAGGUGCUGCAGGGCAUCCCCUACCAGCCCAAGGUGUACGACAUCUGGAGCCUGGGCGUGAUUCUCUACAUCAUGGUCUGCGGCUCCAUGCCGUACGACGACUCCAACAUCAAGAAGAUGCUGCGCAUCCAGAAGGAGCACCGCGUCAACUUCCCGCGCUCCAAGCACCUGACGGGCGAGUGCAAGGACCUCAUCUACCGCAUGCUGCAGCCGGACGUCACCCGGCGCCUGCACAUCGACGAGAUCCUCAGCCACUGCUGGGUCCAGCCCAAGGCCCGGGGCCUGUCCUCCGCGGCCGUCAACAAGGAGGGCGAGAGCUCCCGGGCCGCCGAGCCCCCAUGGACCCCUGAACCCAGCUCCGACAAGAAGUCUGCCACCAAGCUGGAGCCCCGGGAAGAGGUGCGGCCCGAGCCCCGGGCUGAGCCGAGCCCUGAGGAGGAGAUGGCGACGGUGCAGGUGUCCCAGCAGUCAGAGGCCGUGGGUCUGCCCAGUGAGCAGCCCAGCAAGACCGAGGAGGGGGCGCCCCCGCAGCCUUCAGAGACGCACGCCUAGCCCACCUGUUGCGGCCCGGGCGGCCGGCAGGGAAUGAGGCCGAGCUUGGGGCCCCGAGCCCGAGCUCCAGAGAGGCCGCGGGACCAGCCGAGAAGGAAGAGGGUCCCGGACGUGCCGCUAUUUUCGUCAGUUUCUUCCCCUCCCUUUGAACUUGGUAACUCACGUGGCUAAAGAAGCAAUAAAUCACUAUAUUACUGCA
Bubalus bubalis (water buffalo) is the source of this 1450-nucleotide messenger RNA. RefSeq names its product testis specific serine kinase 1B (gene TSSK1B). Bases 148 to 1251 code for a protein of 367 amino acids. Lineage: Eukaryota; Metazoa; Chordata; Mammalia; Artiodactyla; Bovidae. The record is from RefSeq and is a predicted model, not a curated record. Gene Ontology annotation, cellular component: cytoplasm. The transcript has a single exon. Gene Ontology annotation, biological process: intracellular signal transduction; protein phosphorylation; microtubule cytoskeleton organization. Gene Ontology annotation, molecular function: tau-protein kinase activity; ATP binding; protein serine/threonine kinase activity.